Molecule: messenger RNA, 1464 nt
Organism: Nymphalis io (European peacock)
Lineage: Eukaryota; Metazoa; Arthropoda; Insecta; Lepidoptera; Nymphalidae
Product: WD repeat-containing protein 18
Exons: 1
Coding region: 106-1464 (452 amino acids)
Biological process (GO): DNA-templated DNA replication; rRNA processing
Cellular component (GO): nuclear pre-replicative complex
Molecular function (GO): protein binding
Source: RefSeq, a predicted model, not a curated record
ACCGUAGUCCACAUGGUUUCAGGUUUGGUAAAUUUCUUAUAAAUUGUUAAAUGCAAUUUCUUUAAUUAAUUAAUACUUUAACUUAAUUCAGUUUUACUUUAAACAAUGUCCAAUUUACUAGAAGUAUUAAUUACUUGUGACUCUAAUAACACAUUAUGGACCUGCAGUAUUUGGGAUUCUCAUACUGGUACGAAUUUAAUGACUUACAAAGGCGGUGGAACUGCUGAAAAUCACACUCUUUCGUUCAUUGGGUGCGACUACGUGGCUGCAGUUGAAAAAACGAAACCUGUUCUUCACGUUUGGCCCUUAAACUCGCAACAAACCGUACAAGGAAUGCGUUUUAUAUUACCAGGCAAAGCUAGCGCUUUUGCAGUCAGUUCCGACGGUUCCUAUUGUGUGGCUGGCAUUGAAGAGAAAAUUUAUCUUUGGCAAAUUUCAUCUGGCAGCCUCCUAACAAUCAUAAAUCGACACUAUCAAAAGGUUAACCUGUUAAAAUUUACUAGCGAUGGUCGUUUCUUCAUAUCAGCAGCUGAAGAUGGGAUGGUAAUGGUAUGGUCACUGGCGACAGUGGCAGCUAAUCCUGAAGUAGAACUUGUGACUCAGACAAUUGCUGGUCAACAUGAUCCAGCUUACAUUUUUUCUGAUCACUCAUUGCCAGUAACAGAUUUGUGUAUAAGUAAAACAGGUAUGCAUGGACGCUUAUUUACCGUAUCUAGUGACAGAUCUUGUAAAGUUUAUGAUUUAACCUGUGGUGAAAUGCUCUUGAAUUUAAUAUUCGAUGAACCAUUAUCGGCAAUAACAUUAGACGUUUUAGAAUUAAAUGCCUUUGUUGGAACAACUGAAGGAAAAAUAAUCCAAUGUAGUCUCACUAAUCCACCUAGAAAUAGAGAUGUGCUGGUUAAUAAUGGAGAAAAUAAUAAUAUAUUUUCAUCUCAUACUAAAGCAGUCACUUGCUUAUCUGUUUCUCUUAAUGGAGAUGUCUUAAUGUCUGGCUCUAAUGAUGAACAAUUAAUAUUAUGGCAUAUAAGAAGCAGACAACCAGUGAGGAUAAUAAGGCAUAAAGGAUCCAUUACUAAUGCGUUUUUCACUACAAAUUAUUGUACAAUUUAUAAACAAGACUUUACACCUGGAAUUUUACUUCACAGUUUAGAAAGAACUUUAGAAAAAAAUAGUGAAAAUGUAUCAGAAAUAGAAGUGCUGGUUAGAAAGGAUACCAAUUUUUGGCCAACUUGCAAUGAUAUUAGUAUAGAUACUACAUAUAAUAGCUUUGCAUCCAAAGAAAUGGAUAUUGUAUGUAAGCAAAAUGAAACCAAACUUAAGGAGGAAUUAGAAAAAAUGAAAUUGAUUAAUUCCAAUUUAUAUGCAUUAUCGAUACAAAAUACUUUAAAAUCAAUACCCAUUGAACUUGAAAAGAAUAAAAAUGUUGCUCACAAAAAGAAAAAAAAUAAAAGACAUUUCAAGUAA